AUGCCAUUUCCAGGGUCCCUUACAACAGAUCCCUGCCCCCAUGUACAUGGGCGAUCAGUGCAUGACAUAGCUGAGAUUCCUGAUGGUGGGCCAUCUUCUCCUAAGGACAAGUCAAAAGAAUACAAUUUCAAACCAAUUAGUUAUGAAAUGUGCUCCGAAGGCAGUGCUGAUGACUUCCGGUACUUUACUGGACUCACAAAAGGACAAUUUUUAGUUCUCUAUGAUUUUAUUGGUGGGGAUGAUGUGUGCAGCAAAUUGAAGUAUACCUUGGAUGUAUACUCUACCCUUAAGAGCAGGUUGUUCCUAGUUCUUUUGAAAUUGAGAAGAGAUCUUUCCAAUAGAGACAUAGGGAAAAUAAUGGGUCUAUCAGCAUCCCAAGCAGCAGUCAUUUUUACUACCUGGCUUCGACUGUUAGCCCUCUCAUUCAAAGAAAUUGAAGGAGACCUUGCAGUUUCAGCCAAAAAUCAAAACAGAAGGAAACCCCCAUGCUACAAGCCAUACAAAAACCUGAGGAUGAUUGUUGACUGCGCUGAGUUUGUUAUUGAAAGGUCUAGCAACAUGCAGCAGCAAGGUAACACUUUUUCAAAUUAUAAACAUAGAAACACAGCUAAAGUGCUAGUUGCAACGUCAUGCCAUGGUGGUGUGUCAUAUGUAAGUGGUGCCUAUGAAGGACGAAUAACAGAUCAAGAAAUUGUAAUGCAAUGUGGAUUCCUUGAUAUACUUGAGAAAGGGGAUGCCAUCAUGGCAGACAGGGGAUUCCUCCUGGAGGAAGAAAUGGCUAAGAGGGGAGUCAAACUUAUUAAACCACCAAACAUGACAAGGAAACAGAAGAAUAAUGAGAGGAGGAAGAGGUUCACUGCAAGCGAAGAGGUUCAAACCAAAAGUAUUGCUGGUGUAAGAAUAUAUGUAGAACAUGUGAUUGGAAAAGUUAGGAAUUACCAAAUUUUAGACAACAAGGUAGAACUUUUAUAUCUGCCAUUGUUACCUGACAUGAUUUUUGUAGCUUCAUGUCUCUUCAAUUUUAGUAAAUGCUACAUUGGAAAAAGCCCACUGUCAGGUGACAAAAAUCCAACCAAAGAUUUGCCCAGUGACAAGCAACCGAAUACUACAUUGGAAAAAGACCACUGUCAGGUGACAGAAAAUGCAACCAAAGAUUUGCCCAGUGACAAGCAACCGAAAGACUGA
This is a messenger RNA of Frankliniella occidentalis (western flower thrips), 1185 nucleotides long. RefSeq lists its product as uncharacterized. The transcript is spliced from 4 exons. NCBI's taxonomy places the organism in Eukaryota, Metazoa, Arthropoda, Insecta, Thysanoptera, Thripidae. The record is from RefSeq and is a predicted model, not a curated record. The coding region runs from base 1 to 1185 and encodes 394 amino acids.